Aplysia californica (California sea hare) is the source of this 2335-nucleotide messenger RNA. RefSeq names its product GRAM domain-containing protein 4. Gene Ontology annotation, biological process: apoptotic process; negative regulation of toll-like receptor 9 signaling pathway. The record is from RefSeq and is a predicted model, not a curated record. NCBI's taxonomy places the organism in Eukaryota, Metazoa, Mollusca, Gastropoda, Aplysiida, Aplysiidae.
GCAUGCUUGCAGCAGCAUGCGGACCACUUGUAGCUUACCUACGUGUUGUUUCUUCCUUUUCUCUCUCCAUGCUUGUGCUAAGAUACGUUCGGAUCGGAAGCUUUAACGCAUAAUUUCACAACGGAAAAAAAUAUUUAACUUGGGCGCAAACAGAAUACAGGCUUUGCGAUCAUGUCUAGAAGCCGACAGCGUUUUCUUGGAUAAAAGACAGUGUGUGGAACCCUCCAGUUCGUCUACGAACAGUUAGUUGUGUGCUUUGUGUCCCAGCUUUCACUCUCAGGCUUGUUUUUCGGUGUGCAGAUAACAUUUAUUCAUCACCCGCCCGAGGAUACGUACGAGCUGUGCAGAUAACACUUAUUCUUCACCCACCCAAGGAUACGUACGAGCUUUGCAGAUACCAUUUAUUCCUCACCCACCCAAGGAUACGUACAGCUUUGCAGAUAACAUUUCUUCUCCCGGGGAUACGUUGGAGCUGUGCUUGUAUCAUCACUUGUUCUAAUACAAAGCGUUCGUCUGCCUGAGGCGAAUGGCGCACACACACGGAGCCCCUGUUGUUCCAGGUACUGAUUCCCUCCCUGGAGCUGCAGGAGACAUGAGUUUCACCAAAAAUUUACGUCAAAGAUUCAAAACGGAGAAGGAGGAGCGUAAAGACAAGCUGGGCCAUUCCCCAGCGCAUGGAGAGGAGGACGUAUUUGAGUUUGUGGAUUCUGGGGAUGAAUUGAGCAAGUCUCCACCUGCCACAGAGCGAAUGCACCCACAGCAGGUAGAAGAGGCCUGCAGCACUCCAGUGCAGGCCGGGGCUGAUUCUCCUUCGGGCCGAUGGAGCAGCGUGGAGGAACGGCAGAUAUUUGAGGAGCAGCUGAAUCAGCUGCAGGACCAGCUAAUGAUUGCGAGUAUCGAGAACCAGACGCAACAGAAUGAGCUGAACCAUUAUCGGAACAAAUCGGAGGUGCUGGAGAAAGUGAAAAGCGAGCUCAUGUACGAGAGACAUCGUUGUGAGUUGUUGGAGAAGAAACUGGAAAAUCUUAACAAAAAGAGGUCACACAAGGUUCAUCGCAGCCACUCAGAUCUGUCAGGCAAAGACAAUCUGAGCGUGCCUGGAGGAAGUGGAGGCAGUUCACCUGCUGGGGGAUCCCCUGGGGACAGAGCGGACAGUGGGGAUGAAAAUGCAGAGGAACUGGUGGUGCCACAGAGAAAGAGGAGGUUUUACCAUCACUUUUUCCAGUACAUAGUGGGUUCCUUCAACAGUUUUGCCGAAGACUUCACCGAUGAGCCAAUCAGACAAGCAGAGGGAGACCCGGAGGGAGAUCCACUGACAGUGAAGAAGCUGAAAGAAAACAUCAAGAGAUUUGGUACUGAGGCCAAGCCCUACCUGAACACCAUCCGAGGCAUCGGCGAGAUUCUAGCUUGGAAGUCUCCCCCAUACACCCUCAUAGUGUUUGUGGUGUACAUGUACUCGGUGUGGAUGGGCUGGUUCCUGCCUGUACUGCUCUUCUGUCUAACCUUCAGGCUCUUCAUCAACUAUCUCAGGCACAGGGGCUGGAAUGUCCACUUCAACUUUUUUGAGACAGCUGAGGAAGCUAAGGAAUCGGAGGAGAAAGACAUGGGAAUGUCAGACAAAUUAAACCUGGUCAUGCAGGUGGCAAGGAAAGUCCAAAACUUUCUCGGAGAAGUUGCUGACAGUCUGGAAAAGAUCAAAAGUAUGCUGACGUGGCGUCACCCAGAGGCAAGUCGCCAGUUGUUGAUCAUGGUCACUGCUGCGUUUAUCACCUCCUGCAUCCUUCCCACCCCACUGCUCUUCUUCUACGCUGGUCUGUACCUGGGCAUCAAGCUGUUCAUCAUUGACUACAUCUUCAACCGAUUCCCACGUGUGAAGAGAAAAUAUGACUCCACCUACCGCAUGUGGCAGGAGCUACCGACUGAUUUGGAGUUUGAACGCAGAUAUGUUAAGAGUGAAAUGGAUAAGUACAUUCUGCCCAGUGGUCAGGAGAAAGUUGACCCACACCUGGACUCUAAAAGUGACCAUGUGUCCAUGGAUGACCGCACAUUCUGUGAGCUCUUCUCUCUCCCAGAAUCUGAGUGCCCUUUGCCAGGUUGGCACAGUGGGCGACGAUGCACUCUAAUCAACAGAGAAAAAUCUCUCACUGCGGCGUUCAAGAAUGGAAGGCUCUAUCUCACGCAUAGUUUCCUGUGCUUUGAGAGGACCAAAGUGCCUUCGCCAAAGAACAUCGUCAUUCCUCUCGCUGACAUUGCCAGGUUGGAAAAGGCCAGACCGUAUUCCUGGAUGCCCGGUGGAGGAAUGGCUAUUGAGAUUGUUGUGGUUGGGAAUGAAAAG